UGCAUCAUAUUAAAACAUGAUCUUCAGUUUUCCUCUGGACCUGAAUUUUCUUCUUCUUCCCAUUCCCUUCUUCUUCUUCUCUCCGAAAACCCUAAUUACACCUCCCUCCUUCUCGUCUACAGUACCAGAGAUCAGCGGAAGUAAUAGUAUAUGUCAACUCAGUUUCUUGUCCGUGUGGAGAAACAUUAGCAAUUUAUGUUUAAAGCAAUAAUUUGGAAGAGGAAGAAUGGAGGCUAACAUCUGUGACGUCAAUCACCUUGAUGCUGAUGUCCUUCUACCUCCAAGAAAGCGUCUUCUUGCUGGCUUGAGAAAGCAAGGUGCCGAUGGUGAUGGUACUUUUAAUCUGCCUCCAGUUGCCUCCCCCUCCUGUUCUCCUCCUCCUUCUCCUUCCUAUGCCACCACUUCUAUAGAAUUCAAUAUACGGCUUAGCAAUCUGUUGAGUGCUCAUUCAAAUACUAACCUAUCACCUGAGGAGAUAGUGGAGGCCUCAAGAUCAGCUGCAGCUGCAGCUGUGAAGGCUGCGCAGUCCGCCAGGGCAGCAGCUGAAGAGAAGGCUGCGAUUGCAGCAAAGGCUGUUGCAGCUGCAAAGAGCGCCAUGGACUUGGUCGCCUCGAUUUCUGAAGAAGCAGCUUGCAAAGAAAUUAACCUGAGGAAGAAUAAGCUGAAGAAACAUGUCCCAGUUCAGCUUCUGUACACAAAAUAUCAACCCAUUGAGAAUUGCAAGACAGAUGAAGAGUUAGCCCGCAAAUUGCAUCGGGCAAUCAAUAGCUCCCCGAGAAUCACGAAGAAUUCUUCUAGUCCUGAUGUUAGAGGCCAAAAACAUAAGAAGUUGAAAAGCUCACCUGGUUCUGAGAAAACUAGGGUUUCCAAUUGCGACAUCUCACAAGAGUUGGACCCUACUCCCUCAUGCAAUGGGCAUGCUAAAAUUAGCGAGGCUAGCUCUGAAUGCAGCUUUCGGGAAGUAUACAAGCUCAAAGCUGAUGAGAAGACUAGCAAGUAUGAGAAGAACUAUCAAUCUCGGAUGGAUAAUGGAGAAGCAGAGACAAGUCGAAAGGAGAAAACAUGUGACGAUAUUAGCGUCACUGUCAAAAAGAGGGGAAGAGUAAAGCUUAAAAAAUUGCCUUUGAGUAUUUGUUCUUUCAGGGAUCAGGCAACUCUCAAGGAAGAGAUGAAUAAUGGAAGUUCCCCAAUAUUGACUGUGCAAAAAACGGGGUCUCCCACAUCUGAAAAUGUUAUUUUGCAUUCUGUAGGUAGCCCUACCGAAGGUGUGAUGCCAAUAGAUUCUACAUCAGUAUGGAAAUGCCAGGAGUUCAAUGCUCCCCUUUCUGUCAAACAGAAUAAAGUUAUGCAGUCAUGACCGGAUAUGACAUAUGGUAAAAGGUUGCUGCCAAUAGAAGUUGAUAGUUGAGGUAGGAUUCGUGCAGCUUUUCUUAUAGAAACGGCUUUACUCCAUCUGUCUUCCUCUUGAUCCUGCAUAUUUUGUUUCAUAAUGAACUGGGACAGAUCAAUUGUAAAUUUCAUAUUAUGUGUUUGAAUAUUCUCCAGAGUUCAAAGAUAUCCUUUAUGACACACAGCUUGAAGUCAAAAUAAGAGGGAUACAAUAAACCGAAUACUUGAAUACUCCUUGUUUUUUGGGAGGCAUUUUUGUCUUGAUUUCUCCAUAUAUGCGGAAUAUACUAAAAAGUAAUCCCCAUGUAUCUGUAGGUAAGAUCUGUAGAUGGUCGUUUUGAUGGUCCUGCUACAGUUGUAUCAAUAUAUUGCUUAAUGACGUUCUCCUCAUUUAUAGGAGUUGUGGAUUGAAAGAAAUUGAAGAAAUUUUCAAACUA
This is a messenger RNA of Momordica charantia (bitter melon), 1826 nucleotides long. RefSeq lists its product as uncharacterized. NCBI's taxonomy places the organism in Eukaryota, Viridiplantae, Streptophyta, Magnoliopsida, Cucurbitales, Cucurbitaceae. The record is from RefSeq and is a predicted model, not a curated record.